AUGGGGCCGCCCCCCUGCUGGCUCUUGCUGCUGCUGGCCGCCCCCCUGGGGAAGCCGCGGCCGCCCCCGGCCGUGCCCUGCCCGGCGGUGUGUGAGCCGGCGCGCUGCCCCCCGCGGGACCCCCAGCUCUGCCUGGCCGCCGGGGGCCUGCUCCAGCCGGACCGCUGCGGCUGCUGCUGGCUCUGCGCGCCCGGGGAGGGGCGGCCCUGCGCCGCUGGGGGGCUCUGCGCCCACGGGCUGCGCUGCCAGCGCCCCGCAGCCCUCCGGGCCCGGGGCGGCACCUGCCUCUGUGCCGAGUCCCCCCAGCCCGUGUGCGGCAGCGACGGCCGCACCUACCGCAGCCUGUGCCAGCUGCGGGCCGAGAACCGGCGGGAGCGGCUGCGGGACGCGCCCCCGGCCAUCCCCGUGCAGCAGGGCGGCUGCGGAGAGCCAGGCUCCUUCCAUCCUGACAGCCUGAGGUACAAGUUUAAUUUUAUUGCGGAUGUUGUGGAGAAGAUUGCUCCAGCUGUUGUCCAUCUUGAGCUCUUUCGCAGGGUGUCCUACUCAAGCCAAGAAGUUCUUGUGUCCAGUGGCUCCGGAUUCAUAGUGUCAGAGGAAGGACUGAUUGUCACUAAUGCGCAUGUUCUCACCAAUAAGCAGAGAAUCAGAGUGGAGCUCAAGAGCGGGGAGCAGUACGAAGCUAAAAUCAAAGAUGUUGACCACAAGUUGGACAUAGCCCUGAUCAAAAUAUAUCCUGAUACUGCCCUCUCUGUACUACUGCUGGGCAGAUCCUCUGACCUCCGUCCUGGGGAGUUUGUUGUGGCGCUGGGCAGUCCCUUCUCCUUACAAAACACUGUAACGACAGGAAUCGUCAGCAGCACUCAAAGAGGCAGCAAGGAGCUUGGCCUGAAGGACUCUGACAUGGCAUACAUUCAGACAGAUGCCAUCAUCAAUUAUGGAAAUUCAGGUGGGCCCUUGGUGAACUUGGAUGGUGAAGUUGUAGGGAUAAAUACGCUGAAGGUAACGGCUGGCAUCUCCUUUGCCAUCCCCUCUGACCGAAUCCGUCAGUUCCUAGAAGAAUCUCACGACCGGCAGAUGAAAGGGACGAUUCGACCCAAGAAGAAAUACAUGGGAUUCCGAAUGCUUCCCCUCACUUUUAAUCUCAUCCGUGAACUGAAAAUCUAUGAUAAAGACUUCCCGGACCUGAACUCUGGAGUCUAUGUUUUUGAAGUGAUUCAAGGAACUGCUGCUGCAAGCUCUGGCCUGAGAGAUGGUGAUGUGAUUAUCAGCAUUAAUGGAAAAACAGUCACCUCAACAGAAGAUGUAAGUGAAGCUGUUAAAGACAAUGAUGAUCUUUCAGUUGUGGUUCGUCGAGGAAAUGAAGAUGUGAUCUUGAAUAUAAUUCCAGAUGAAAUUGAUUAAAGGCUGACUUCUAUCAGAAAUAGUUUCAUUAAACAAAGUCAGACCUGCA
This is a messenger RNA of Gopherus evgoodei (Goodes thornscrub tortoise), 1450 nucleotides long. Its product is annotated as serine protease HTR4-like. The record is from RefSeq and is a predicted model, not a curated record. Gene Ontology annotation, cellular component: extracellular region. Gene Ontology annotation, molecular function: protein binding; serine-type endopeptidase activity. Gene Ontology annotation, biological process: positive regulation of apoptotic process; programmed cell death; proteolysis. The transcript has 9 exons. Bases 1 to 1401 code for a protein of 466 amino acids. NCBI's taxonomy places the organism in Eukaryota, Metazoa, Chordata, Testudines, Testudinidae.